Solanum dulcamara is the source of this 613-nucleotide messenger RNA. RefSeq names its product KH domain-containing protein At3g08620-like. NCBI's taxonomy places the organism in Eukaryota, Viridiplantae, Streptophyta, Magnoliopsida, Solanales, Solanaceae. The coding region runs from base 254 to 613 and encodes 119 amino acids. The record is from RefSeq and is a predicted model, not a curated record. The transcript has 5 exons.
GCAAAAAAGUCUAUUCCAUUUGCACACCCUUUUGUGAGUAGCAGCCAUUAGUGUUUAUAGGAGUUUUCCCAUUGAGCAGUCCCUUUCUUCCUCCCCAAAACAACUCAAGGUCCAAUAAAGGGGGAAGCAGACUGAAGUCUCUCUUCCCCUUUUGCCUUGCCAUCAACAGCUGUUCACAAAUUGGUUUCUUAGAUGAAUUUGGAGAAUAGAAUACAUCCUGGGAGUUACUUCCGGUACUCUCCUACUGGAAUCCAUGGUCCACUUCCGAGGUCAUCUUCUCUUACAGAUCGUGAAAGCUACGCAUAUUUACUUCAAGAUGAAAGCAGUGGUUGUGCCUGCAUCUACUACCUUCAACAUGCAUCAGGUCUUAACCAGAUACUUGGCAGAGUUAUUGGGGGAGAGGCAAAAAUUAGGUCCAUUCAUGCAGAUACUUCCUAUAUGCAGUAGGCUUCUAAACCAAGAAAUCAUGCGAGCAACAACAUUGUUGUCCAAUCAGUUCGUGGAUCAGGAAAGGAUGGGACAAGAGAGUCCACAUAGGUGGUCAGUCAGUCAACAUAUGAAUGGAGGUCAGAUAAAUAUGGGUGCAUGGAGUGCAAUGCAAAUUGAGGUAUGA